AUGUCUUCUCUUUCUCUCACUAAAACCUUUGCUUCUCUUCCUAAAGCCAAACCCAAAACCCACCUCUUCUCCACCACAUCCCCCAUCCAAUUCCUGCCAAACCCACAACAUUCUCACCCUAAACCACCACCCCUCCAACCCCUUUUUACUUCAGAGUGUCUCAACAAGCCACUUGUAUCAAAUCACUCUAGCUCAGAUAGCAAGGACUAUUACAAUUUGCUUCAUCUCUCAGUUCGUUACAGGGACAUUGAACUUGCCAAGGCGGUCCACGUUUCAAUUCUCAAGCUUGAAGAAGAUACCCAAUUGUCCACUGCUCUCAUUGUUGCUUACCUCAAACUGGGUCAAAUCAAUCAUGCCCACAAGGUUUUAGAAACUCUUUCAUGCCCAAAUAUUGUGUCAUAUACAGCAAUGAUUUCUGGGUUUGCAAAGUCGAAUCGAGAAUACGAUGCCAUAGAGCUUUUCUUUGAAAUGAGAGAGUCAGGUAUUGUGCCUAAUGAGUAUAGUUUUGUUGCUUUGUUGACCGCUUGUAUUCGAAUUUCCAAGUUAGAAUUGGGUUUUCAGGUUCAUGCUUUAGCGAUAAAACUGGAUUACGUGGACCACACUUACGUCACGAAUGCACUUAUGGGUUUGUAUGCCAAAGGUGGUUGCGUCCACUAUGUAGUCAAAUUGUUUGAUGAAAUGCCCCAAAGGGACAUUGCGUCAUGGAAUACGGUGAUUUCGGGUGUGCUGAAGGAGUGUAUGAAUGGGAGAGCAUUUCAAUUGUUUCGUGAUAUGUUGAGAAUUGAUGGUUUUAGAGUUGAUCAUUUUACUAUUUCAACUCUUCUGGCUGCUUCAACUGGGUGUUUGGCUUUGAUACGAGGCCAAGAACUUCAUGCACAUGCACUUAGAAUUGGGUUGGAAACUAAUUUGAGUGUGAAUAAUGCUCUUAUUGGGUUUUAUACAAAGUGUGGGAGUGUGGACGAUGUGGAGGCUUUGUUUGAGAGAAUGCCUGUGAAAGAUGCAUUUACCUGGAAUGAAAUGAUUACAGCAUACAUGGAAUUUGGACUUGUUGAUUUGGCAGUGGGGAUUUUUGACUUGAUGCCAGGAAAGGAUUGUGUUACUUAUGAUUGUGUCUUAUCAGGAUACUGUCGAAAUGGCAAUGGAUCAGAGGCUUUGGAGUUGUUUUGCAGAAUGGUGGAGGAGGGCACAGAAUUAACUGAUUUCACUUUGACUAGUGUUGUUAAUGCUUGUGGGAUACUCAUGGAAAUGAAGAUUAGUGAACAGGUUCAUGGGUUUGUUCUGAAGUUUGGUGUUGGGUCAAAUGAGUGUGUUGAAGCGGCACUUCUUCAUAUGUGUACAAGGUGUGGACGAAUGGCUGAUGCUGACAAGAUGUUCCGCCGGCAGCAGUUUAACCAGGACAGUUGGCAAAUAUGGACAUCAAUGAUAUGUGGCCAUGCUCGAAAUGGACAGCCAAAAGAAGCAAUUUCUUUAUUCAGCCAGAGGCAAUUAGGAGGCAUAGCUGUCGAUGAAGUUGCUUUAACUGCAGUACUGGGAGUCUGUGGAACACUAGGUUUUCAUGUGUUUGGGGAACAAAUUCACUGCUGCACUCUGAAGUCCGGUUUUUUGUCUGACAUGCUGGUGGGAAAUGCCAUCAUUAGCAUGUACUGUAAGUGUGGCUACAUGAAAGAUGCAAUCAAUAUUUUCAAUGUUAUGCCAACACGUGAUGUGGUUACUUGGAAUAGUUUGAUUGCUGGUCAUGUUCUUCACAGGCAGGGUCAUGAGGCCUUGACUGUGUGGGCAAAGAUGGAGAAGGCAGGUUUACAGCCAGAUAAUAUUACAUGUACCUUAAUAAUUUCAGCUUACAAACAUACCAACUCAAAUUUAGUUGAUUGUUGCCAUAGAUUUUUCCUCUCAAUGGAGAGCACAUAUCACAUUGUGCCCACUUCAGAGCACUAUGCCUCUUUGGUUGGUGUUUUAGGUCACUGGGGUCUGCUCAAUGAAGCAGAGGAAGUGAUCAAUAAGAUGCCCUUUAAGCCAGAGGCCUCUGUUUGGCGAGCUUUGCUGGACAGUUGUAGAAUCCAUGUAAACACAACUGUUGGAAAGCGGGCUGCAAAGAAAAUACUUGAUAUGGAGCCUAGAGAUUUAUCUACAUAUGUACUUAAAUCAAAUCUGUAUUCUGCAUCUGGAAGAUGGCAUUGUUCGGAAAUGAUCAGGGAGGAAAUGAAGGUGAAGGGGUUUCAGAAGUUCCCAAUCCGAAGUUGGAUCAUUCAUCAAAACAAGGUUCAUUCAUUUUAUGCGAGAGACAAAUCACAUUCCCAAACCAAGGACGUCUACAGUGGACUUGAAAUAUUGAUAUUGGAAUGCCUAAAAGCGGGAUAUGUACCUGAUACAAGUUUUGUGCUUCAUGAAGUAGAGGAGCAUCAGAAGAAGGAUUUUUUGUUCUACCACAGUGCAAAACUAGCGUUGACAUACGGGCUUCUGAUGAGCAGGCCAGGAAAACCUGUUUCGAUUAUGAAGAACAUCCUUCUCUGUGGGGACUGCCAUACAUUCUUCAAAUAUGUUUCAGUUGUUACUAAGAGGGAGAUACAUGUAAGAGACAGUUCUGGUUUUCAUUGUUUUGUGACUGGCCAAUGCUCAUGCGGAGAUCACUGGUGA
Messenger RNA from Ilex paraguariensis (yerba mate), 2634 nucleotides. The record is from the annotation of a GenBank genome assembly. Lineage: Eukaryota; Viridiplantae; Streptophyta; Magnoliopsida; Aquifoliales; Aquifoliaceae.